AUGACGAAAGCUCUCUCUGGCUUCUGUUGCUCUCUCAGUCUCUCUACCUUGGUUAGAUCUUCGUCUUCUCACAUGGAUAGUGACAUUGUUUCCAGUAGCAUAGAUCGAUCUCAGACAGCAAUGCCUGAUGCUUUAGCAUUCAAGAGUAUCAAUGAUCCUAUCAAGAACCAGAUCAAUAGUUGUGCUGCAAUCUGUGUUAAGCAAGAUGAUCCAUGCCAUUUCUUGCGUGUCCUUUAUGAGUCUCUGAUAACAGGAGGGUUAGCUGGUGUUGUGGUGGAAGCUGCUUUGUAUCCAAUUGAUACAAUCAAAACUCGAAUACAGGUAGCUCGGGAUGGUGGAAAGAUAAUAUGGAAGGGAUUAUACUCUGGUCUUGGUGGAAAUCUUGUCGGUGUCUUACCUGCUUCGGCUCUAUUUUUUGGUGUAUAUGAACCAACCAAACAGAAGCUGCUAAAGGUUUUACCAGAUAAUCUUAGUGCGGUUGCACAUUUGGCUGCAGGUGCGUUAGGAGGUGCUGUUUCAUCUAUUGUUCGGGUACCAACAGAAGUUGUGAAACAGCGGAUGCAGACUGGUCAAUUUGUUUCGGCCCCUGACGCUGUUCGCCUUAUUAUAGCCAAGGAGGGCUUUGGAGGCAUGUAUGCGGGUUAUGGAUCCUUCUUAUUGCGAGAUUUGCCUUUUGACGCGCUCCAGUUUUGUGUUUAUGAGCAAUUACGAAUUGGAUACAAGUUGGCUGCAAGAAGAGAUCUAAAUGAUCCAGAGAAUGCGAUGAUUGGUGCUUUUGCUGGUGCUGUCACUGGAGUUUUGACCACUCCUCUUGAUGUUAUCAAAACCAGAUUAAUGGUUCAGGGCUCAGGAACUCAGUAUAAAGGAGUUUCGGAUUGCAUUAAGACGAUAAUAAGAGAAGAAGGUUCAUCAGCUUUGUGGAAGGGAAUGGGUCCAAGGGUAUUGUGGAUAGGUAUUGGAGGUUCAAUUUUCUUUGGUGUUUUGGAAAAGACAAAGCAGAUUCUUUCAGAGAGAAGCCAAAAGAGUCACAAUGCUUAAACAGUUAGAUUCUAUCUUAAACAGUUAGAUUCUAUCUGUGUUGUCUACAUCAUUCUUGUCUCUUGAUGUUUUGUUGAAGAUGAAGUAUUUAGAUUCUUUACGUAUCUUUUGCUUGAUUCUCUUUCUUUUUCUCCUAGAAAAAAUGUCAUUCUCUUUUGUUAAUCAACUUCUACAUUUAAAUUGUUUUUUAAGUUGAAUCUAUCACUGGAUAGUUACUGAAACUUAAACUUUAUGUGGACGUUAUAAGGUUGCGUAAUAAACUAUGUCAUCGUCACUAUCAAAGUCUUAA
Messenger RNA from Arabidopsis thaliana (thale cress), 1327 nucleotides. RefSeq names its product S-adenosylmethionine carrier 2 (gene SAMC2). The transcript has 12 exons. Bases 1 to 1038 code for a protein of 345 amino acids. The record is from RefSeq and is marked reviewed. Gene Ontology annotation, biological process: transmembrane transport; S-adenosyl-L-methionine transmembrane transport. Gene Ontology annotation, cellular component: chloroplast membrane. Lineage: Eukaryota; Viridiplantae; Streptophyta; Magnoliopsida; Brassicales; Brassicaceae.